Penicillium paradoxum is the source of this 795-nucleotide messenger RNA. Its product is annotated as eukaryotic translation initiation factor 3 subunit J. Bases 1 to 795 code for a protein of 264 amino acids. Gene Ontology annotation, molecular function: translation initiation factor activity. The transcript has 3 exons. Gene Ontology annotation, cellular component: eukaryotic translation initiation factor 3 complex; cytoplasm. The record is from RefSeq and is a predicted model, not a curated record. Lineage: Eukaryota; Fungi; Ascomycota; Eurotiomycetes; Eurotiales; Aspergillaceae.
AUGCCGCCUUCUAAGUGGGAUGAUGAAGAGGAGGAUGUCCCUCCUCCUCCUGUUGUUGCCCCUCGCCGCCGCUUCGACGAUGAAGAAGAAGAGGAUGUCCUUGACUCCUGGGAUGCCGCCGAAGACUCUGAGGUAGAGCGCGAGAAGGCCAAGAAGGCUGCCGAAGCCGAAGCCAAAGCUAAGGCCGCCGCCGCCGCCAACAAGAAGACCAAGGCCCAGCGGAUAGAGGAACGCCGGGAGCAGCGCCGACUCAACGAGGAAAGCGGUGAUUCCGACAGCGAGGAUGAGACCGAACGCCGCGCUCGUCUGCGCAAGACCGAGCAAGAGGCCGAUCUCGCCCACGCCGAGGACCUGUUCGGCUCCGUCGACGUUAAGCGCAACAAGGGCGCCCCCAAGGCCGUCGUUGUCAGCGACUCAAACGACCCCACUAAGGCCGUCGAUCUGUCCGCCAUGCCGCUCUUCAAGCCCGUCACCAAGGACCAGUUCACCCGCCUGACCGAGACUCUCCUGCCCCUUCUCACCCCGCACUCCAAGAAGGCCCAGUACUCCCUCUGGGCUCAGGACUUCACCCGCAAGCUUGUGAAGGAGUUGCCCAGCGCUGAGAUCAAGAAGAUCGCUAGUGCUCUCACCACCGCUUCCAACGAGAAGAUGCGCGAGGAGCGUGCUGCCGACAAGGGCAACAAGAAGACCAAGGCCGCUAAGACCAAGAUUUCAUUGAAUGCCAGCCGUGACAGCCACGUCGAUAACACCAACUACGAUGGCGAUGAUGGUCUCGCGGAUGAUGACUUUAUGUGA